Messenger RNA from Polypterus senegalus (gray bichir), 7597 nucleotides. It is a transcript of the gene casz1, whose product is annotated as castor zinc finger 1. Lineage: Eukaryota; Metazoa; Chordata; Cladistia; Polypteriformes; Polypteridae. Bases 643 to 6570 code for a protein of 1975 amino acids. Gene Ontology annotation, molecular function: RNA polymerase II transcription regulatory region sequence-specific DNA binding; DNA-binding transcription factor activity, RNA polymerase II-specific. The record is from RefSeq and is a predicted model, not a curated record. Gene Ontology annotation, biological process: positive regulation of transcription by RNA polymerase II; regulation of neuron differentiation. The transcript has 23 exons. Gene Ontology annotation, cellular component: nucleus.
AAAAAAGAAUUCAAUUAGGCGCUCCGGCUCCACUUUUAAAUGUUAUCCCUAUCGGGUGUUGUUGGCAGCUCUCCUCGUGUUAGAAAUAGGAAAAUUCAAUAAUAAAACAAGAAAGAGAGGAAAAAAAAAAUCGGGCAACUUUGAUCACGCAUGCUCCCAUAAGGACCGUCCUGAGCGCACGUUUUCGCGCACUUGGAAAGUGUCUGAAAGCAGCCCAAGUGCAGGUCUGUCGGAUUUCCACAUUCUAGUGUCCAGUCAAAUGCCCACCCUUGCCAUUGCCUUUAGAGAGCAAUGUGAAAUAGUCAACCUUAUGUGAAGUUGUUUUAAGUGAAGAACCCUGAAGAACAUGGGCUUCGACUCCUGAAAAUCUCACUCCUUCAAGGUCUCAUCACUCCACCCAGUACUCCCAGUGUUGGCUGGGUUGAGUAAUCUGGGGGAUGGGGGGGUUCAUCUAGAAUGAUUAACUACAGUGAAGCUGCAACUUGUCAUCUACCAGGUUGGAUACCUGUCUCUCUGUAAACGUCUACGCUACAGUGCAUCUACAGCUAUAUGAAGAACUUGGUGAAGAUUGGAUGAUUGUUAGUUACAUCCUGAAAGAGCUCAUCCUGGCAGCAUUGAGCACAAAGCAGGAAAAAGCCCGAAAUGGAGAAUCUAGCUGAAAGAACUUUAUGCACUGAAACGACCUCAGGUAAAUCCAAGAUGGCUGCUAAGAGGAAAGGUGGCCUAAAGCUAAAUGCAAUUUGUGCCAAGCUAAGCCGGCAAGUAGUGAAUGACUGUGCCUCCCAGCAGGCAGAGGGGGAUGUCCUCCUGCAAGAGAGCACCGAGAGGGAGGCCCUGCUCUUUGAAGAUCUUGAGAAACCUGAGUCUGACUUUCCAGAUGGGCUUAGCCAUGUGCAGGACAGAGAAGAGGAUAAGCGUCGAAGGGAGGCCAUUGAAAAAUGGGUAAACGGGGAGUACUCUGAGGAUCACGCCUUCGAGCAACAGGUGAAGAAGAGCAAAAAGAGUGGAACUGCUGAUGAAGGGCCUCCAGAAGGAGUUUACAUGGUACAACCCAAAGGUUGUAGCGAUGAUGAGGACAAUGAGGAGGACCCGGAAGAGGGUCAGGGCUCACAGGAUGGCAGUUACCAUGAUGACAGGGACUCCGAGGGGCCUGCUCAAAAGGAGGACAGCUACAAUUCUUCCAGUGAGCCCACAACGAGACCGUUACCAUUUUCUUCUCCAGGAGAAGCCUCUUCUCUCCGUGACUAUGCAGCCAACACCAUGAAUGAGUUCUUGGGCAUGUUUGGUUAUGAUGACCAGCAGGUGAGAGAUGAACUGGCCAAGAAGAUAAGCUUCGAGAAGCUAAAAGCUGCUACCUCAGAGUCUUCCUCCCUUUCAAGUGAGGAGGUUACCCGGCGGGCCCGCUUCUCCAAGUAUGAAGAAUACAUUCGCAAGCUAAAAGCUGGUGAGACAUUACCUUGGCCAGUCCAUGCUCCCAAAUCCGAUGACCUGAACUGCAAGUUGGGGCAUGACAAAGGGGCAUUGCUUCAAAUAGCUAGCCGAUUGCAGAGCCCUGAGGGUCACAUUCUCCCAGCUGAAUCAAAGCCUGUGGUUCUCCCUGUGCCACCCAGCUCCUCAUCCAUGCAGAGCCUGGCCUCCCGGGCUUCCAAAUACGACUUUUUUAUUCAGAAGUUAAAAACAGGAGAAAGCUUGCGGCCGCAGAAUGGCAACACCUACAAACGACCAUCCAAAUAUGAUUUGGAAAACGUCAAGUACCUCCACCUCUUCAAGCCUGGGGAAGGAAACCCAGACAUGGGGGGAGCCAUCGCCUUCAAAACUGGAAAGGUGGGCCGGCCUUCCAAGUAUGACAUCCGCAACAUACAGAAACUGAUGCCAGUGAAGACGGAUGCCAGCCUGAUUCCACAGACAUUGUCAGCCACAUCCAGCACACCCGUGACAGCCGGCCCAGCUACUGUAGCCGUUAGCACAACAGGUCCCUCUGCCACCUCUGAGCAGUCCACCAACCUGAACUUCAGCAAUCCUGAUUAUAUGAAAUCAAGCUUCUCCAAGACAGACUCCAUCACCACAGGGACAGUGUCCACAGUCAAGAAUGGAUUGCCAGCGGAAAAAACAGUCACAGAAGAUGUCAACUUAUACCAGAAAUAUAUUGCCAGGUUUUCUGGCAGUCAGCACUGUGGCCACCUACAUUGCGCCUAUCAAUACCGAGAACACUACCACUGCCUGGAUCCCGAAUGCAACUAUCAGAGAUUCACCAGUAAGCAGGAUGUCAUCCGACAUUACAACAUGCACAAGAAGCGCGACAACUCACUGCAACACGGGUUUAUGCGCUUCAGCCCUCUGGAUGACUGCAGCGUUUACUACCAUGGCUGCCACCUCAACGGCAAGAGCACGCACUACCACUGCAUGCAGGUUGGCUGUAACAAGGUGUACACCAGCACUUCAGAUGUGAUGACGCACGAAAACUUUCACAAGAAGAACGCACAGCUCAUUAACGAUGGCUUCCAGAGGUUCCGAGCCACAGAAGACUGUGGAACAGUAGAGUGCCAGUUCUAUGGGCAGAAGACAACGCACUUUCACUGCAGGCGUCCAGGUUGUACAUUUACCUUCAAAAACAAGUGUGAUAUAGAGAAGCACAAGAGCUACCACAUCAAGGACGAUGCGUAUGCCAAGGAUGGAUUCAAGAAGUUCUACAAGUACGAGGAGUGCAAAUAUGAAGGCUGUGUGUAUAGCAAGGCAACCAACCACUUCCACUGCAUUCGGGCAGGCUGUGGCUUUACCUUCACGUCCACAAGUCAAAUGACCUCCCACAAACGAAAGCACGAAAGACGACACAUCCGCUCAUCGGGGGUCCUUGGUCUUUCCUCAUCCUUCCUUGUGCCCAAGGAGGAACCAGACGAUUCCAGCAAUGAUGACCUUAUGGACUUCUCGGCUAUUAGCAGCAAGAACUCUAGCCUCAGUGCUUCCCCCACCACUCAGCCAUCCUCUAGCAUCCCCCUCAUGCUUCCAACACCAACUACCACCAUGUCGUCCUCUCAGGCGGUCAAACCCACUGCUAGUCUCUCUCCAGCCAGCAAGAUGUCAACGCUUUUAACCCAAGCUCUUCCUAGUACCAUGCCAGUCGCUCUCACCCUCUCCAACCCAGCCUUAUCUGCUUCAAAUCCCUUUUUUCCCAUCAUUCCCCGGCUUCCACUACAGAUUCCUGUCUCUGCUACUGGUUUAAUAUGUGCAGCUUCCUCCAAUGCCACAUCAUCGUCAUCAUCAUCCAAUGAAUCGAUCCCUCAGAGUGGCUCAGCAUCUGGCGAAUCUACAUUGGCGAUCACAUCCAGCUCACAUGCGGCAACUUCCAUAGUGGAGAAGAUUUCCGCCAGCAAGGGCCUGAUAUCACCGAUGAUGGCCAGACUUGCCGCAGCUGCGUUCAAGCCAGCAGGGAGUGUAGAGACAGGAAAUGGGCUGCAAGGGAGCGUGGCCAGGUUUAAUCUGGUUCAGGUGAAGCAGGAGCCCUUAGAUGGAAGCACAGCAACCUCCCAGGAUUCUUUGCAGGAGAAAAGUUUGGAUCUCAGCAAAAAAGAGCAGAGUAAUGAAUCAAACGGACACCCUGCACCGGGAAAUACAUCUCUUUUAUCCUCGCUUAUGAAUAAGAUUUCGCAGGCCAAUGCGGGAUUCUUCAACACACUGAACAUCAAGUCGGAGAUGGAGAACAGCCAUGUGGGCGACGGCCCUGAAGCUGCUCAGUUUUUGGGGCAGGCGGGGAAAGCUCCGCUUCAAGAGAAGACAGCCGAGUUCUGGAAGACCUACUUGAGGAGGUUUGAUACAGAAGAUUUCUGCGAAGCGACUUGUGAUUUCCUACACAAAUGUCACUUCCAUUGCCUCGUGGAGGACUGUGGCGCCCUUUUCAGCACAUUGGACGGAGCCAUUAAACACGCAAACUUCCAUUUCAGAGCCGCAGUCAAAGUGAAAACAGAGCCGUUGCUGAACCCAACUGGCGAGAACAGGGUGCCAUCUGACUCGAGCGCCUCACAGCAUCCUGCUUCAGCUCACAGUGGAGAGCUGCCUACAGUUAGCCCUGCUGCCAUCUUUACUUCUGCUCCAUCGUUGCUCACGUGGAAACAACUGACUGGCUCCAUUCCUCAACUUCCUGCCUCCGUACCAAGCCUGGGGGCUGCUGCCUCCCAACUAGCGACCACCUCGUUGGAGAACGCCAAACCCCAAGUGAAACCGGGAUUUCUCCAGUUCCAGGACAAUGACCCCUGCUUGGCCACAGACUGCAAAUAUGCAAACAAAUUUCACUUCCAUUGUCUUUUUGGAAACUGCAAAUACGUGUGCAAGACGUCAGGCAAGGCUGAAUCCCACUGCCUGGAUCACAUCAACCCCAACAACAACCUGAUGAAUGUCCGCGACCAGUUUGCUUACUACUCCCUGCAGUGUCUUUGCCCCAACCAGCAAUGUGAGUUCCGAAUGCGUGGACACUACCACUGUCUGCGGCCUAACUGCUGCUUUGUCACGAACAUCACAACCAAGCUACCCUGGCACAUUAAGAAGCAUGAGAAGGCAGAGCGCCGAGCUGCUAAUGGAUUCAAAUACUUCACAAAGCGGGAAGAGUGUGGCCGACUAGGCUGCAAGUACAACCAGGUGAACAGCCACUUCCACUGCAUCCGCGAGGGCUGCCAGUUCUCCUUCCUGCUUAAACACCAGAUGACCUCUCACGCCCGCAAGCACAUGAGGAGGAUGCUUGGCAAGAAUUUUGACCGGGUCCCCUCACAGGUGGUAACGCACUCUCACAGAAAUGACGACUUACACCCAGUGGCAAAUUUGUCCAUGAGCUCAGUUGGAAGCCACAGUAGCUUGGGCCCUGGUUUUACAAGCAUGAUGGAUGAAACAGAUGACUACAUGGACUACAUGGGCUGUGGCAGUCCAACAGGGGCCUCGUCAGAGUCCUCAAACCUGGAUCGCAGUUGCAGUAGCACUCCAGUGGGCAAUGAGAGCUCCUCGGCAGGAUUAGGCUGCCUGGUUGCUACUACUGCUGCUGUUGCUGAUCCUUCUCCUGCUGAUCCUACUAGUACCCACAAUGCACCACCACCGCCACUGCUGCAACCUCAGCCUCCAUCUUUCCCGCAAGCCCUGCUCCGGCCUCCUCUCUCAUCCCUUCCAUACCUCCUCUCUCCAUCUUGUCUGUCAUAUUCUCUACUCAGCACAACUCUCGGAGCAGCAAGGAGCGUUGCCAUGCCGACUGCCACGCCGGGUUUCAGCCCAAUCCUUGCCGCUCCGUCUCCAGUUAAAAGUGACGUCCCCAUAGUACAGGAUGCUGCAGGGAACACCAUUUCUAUGCCUACAGCCUCUGGUGCAAAGAAACGCUUUUGGAUCAUCGAAGACAUGUCACCAUUUGGCAAGAGGCGCAAGACAGCUUCAUCAAGGAAGAUGCUCGAUGAGGGGAUGAUGUUGGAGGGAUUCCGCCGCUAUGACCUCUAUGAGGACUGCAAGGACGCAGGCUGCCAAUUCUCUCUUAAAGUCACCCACUAUCACUGCACACGAGAGAACUGCGGCUAUAAGUUCUGCGGGCGUACGCACAUGUACAAACACGCCCAGCACCACGACCGCGUGGACAAUUUGGUCUUGGACGACUUUAAGCGAUUCAAGUCCUCCCUCAGCUGCAACUUUGCCGACUGCCAGUUCUCUGGAAACAGCACCCACUUCCACUGCCUGCGCUGUGAAUUCCGCUGCACAGACAGCACCAAAGUUACAGCCCACCGCAAGCACCACGGCAAGCAAGACGUCAUCAAUGCUGCUGGCUUCUGCCAGUUUAGCUCCAGUGUGGACUGUGAAGUGUUGGAUUGUAAAUACAAGCUCAAGUGCUCACACUUCCACUGCACCUACCCGGAAUGCAAACACACGGUGGUGGGCAUGUCACAGAUGGACUCUCACAAGCGCAAGCAUGAGAAACAAGAGCGGGGUGAGCUGCCAUCCGUGUCACCCGGCAGAGAGGUAGCAGUAAGCACAGGAGUCAAUGCAAGGGUCCCUCCUGCCUCACCAGGGCCUGCGGAUGUUCCUGGCAGCACUGCCAACUUCCCAGCUUCCUCUGAAUACGGCAACCAGGGAUCCAUUAGCCUUGACAGCUCACUGAACCUGGGUACCGAUGCAAACAGCUCUCUCUUCUUCUUGAAAAAUGCCGUUGGCAUCGGCCUUAAUGACUCGCUGGACCUCAGCAAAAAGGUCCAGAAUGACCUGCUGGUAGCAGUUAACUCUGUCCCCUGUGGCACUACCAUGCAGGGGUCUCAGGACGAGGCCACCGCAACAUCAGGAGAGGCUGAAGAUGACCUGUCGAAUGAGGAGGAGAUGAAUGCCGAGGACGAUGACGAUGAUGACGAGGACGACGACGACGACGACGAGGAGGAUGACGAUGAGGAAGAUGACGGGGAGGAGGAUGAUGAGUUAAACACAGACUCCUAUGAAGAUUCUGUGCCUGAGCCUGAAAGCCUGGCAAGUGAGAAAGAGAACGGAGUUUGCUUCGAUGCUUCCAGCAACCACACAGCUGCUUCCGGCCUACCUAAAAAGGACCCUGCAGCCGAGCCCUAGGAAAGGAAAGUGAAUUGGGGAUUCAAGGCUGAACAAAGUGCAAUGGGGAGUGGCGUCAGUCAACACAUUAAGGAUGCAAGAAGACACUGUUCUGGAUGGCCCAAAAUUCUUCAUAUGUUUACAAAAUGACCAACGUCGUUGAUUUCAUUAUGCAGAAGAAACGAAAGAAGGCCCCGUGAUGUGGGGGGAUGCGGAGCGUGUGUGCAUGGUUCUUCCGUUUGCUCCUUUGUUUCCUCUCCUUUGUUAUUUUAUCCUAGUUUGUGUGCUGGGGGGCUGGGAAAAAAAAAAAAAAACAGCGUGAUAAGGGAAAAGCCAAGUCACUGGACAGGACAGGCCGGUCAGCCCUUGUGGACCAGGAGCAGAGAACGAGAGGUGAUUUUAGUGAACCAGAGAGACGCUUCCUCAGGUUGGCGCUGGUCCUAAACGGCACAGGCCCACUUCCGACCCCCCGUUAGCCAACGGUCAGCACUUUGCCGCUGAAGCUUAAAGGCGAGCAGAGCGGGCAGCUGCCUCCUCACCCAAGCGACUUGUCUGACAGCCCGACUAUAUGAAGGUGUGUUUCUUUUUUUUUUGUUUCUGUUUUGUUUUAUCGUUUGUUUUUAUCUUGCUGGACCCAGGAAAACGUUUUGCACAGUGACUGCACUGCUGUCAACACCCACGUGCGAAGAAUGACGCAAUACCCCACGCCGGCUUGCCUGCCAUCCUCUACUUUAGGACUUGGAAAAGGAAAAAAAAAAAAAAAAAGUGUUCUUGAAGUCUGUUGAGGGGGAGGCACAAAAACAAACAAACAAACGAGCUAUCUCUGGGAUCCCCAACACCGAAUACGAUGGACCAAACCACACAUUGUCUUCCCGAUGAGCGCCGAGAGGCUCGGCCAAUGGGAGCAGGCGGCGCCCUCUCUGUUCUCUCCUUCCGAACACCCGGCAAGAAAUCGAAGAAACUCGGUGAAAUCCAUGUACAGGACAAAGAGGCGAAAUGUUGUACACUGUUUUUAUUUCAAUUCUAUUUUUGGAGAAAAAAAAAAAAA